AUGGUUCGGCCCUCUGCCUCCCCCGCCUCCAAGGCCGUCGCCCUCGCCUUCGCACAAGCGGUCUCCCGAGCCGUCCCUGCCUCCUUCAGCCACCUCUUCAUCCCCCGCAAGGGCCGCCUCUCCCUCUACGACGCCCUCUGUGACUGCAUCCCGGCCGCCGCCCGUAGCGCGGAGCAGACGUUCGGGGGGUACGGGGUGAGGGAGGUGGAGUUCAACAAGGUCCUCGAGCACAACGGCUUCACCAAGAUCCGCGACCGCUGCAUCCUCCCCGACGAGGUGGAGGCGACGGACUUCUCGAGGAGCAGCAGCGCGCGCUACUUCUUCUCCAACCGCCGCUGGAGGAACCCCGACGACCCCCACGAGCUCCAGGAGCUCCGGCAGGCCUGGCUCAAGCUCCGCCAGCUCGCGUGGAUGCUCGGGGCGGACGUGAGCCUGGAGGCGCUGGAGCAGUGCUGCCGGGAGAGGUACGGGGCGUGGGCGGAGAUGACGGUGAACUGGAGCAAGGCGCCGCGUCGGGUGUACCGGAAGGCGAGGACGGGGACGAGAGGGAGAGGCGCGGGAGAGGAGUGCAAGCAGGGGAUGGAGGGUACGAUGAUGAAUGCUGCGGGUGUUGCAAGCGAGAGCAAGGGCGUAGAGGCAUGGUCUCCUGCAACCUGGUCGUCGGGAGUGGAGGCCGCGGAGUCUCUGGAGGGAGCGGGGGCAGUGCAAGGCAUCAUGGUCGAGGACAUCAAGUCAGUGAAGUCAGAGCCGUGGGAGCUGAGCCUGCUUGGCGAGGCGAGGGAGGAGGAGGAGAGCUGGCUGGAGGAGGAGCUUCCGUUUGUAGGGUGGUUAGAGACGCCGGAGGAGGUGACGGGCCUAGGGAGGGCGGUAUGGAGCGGAGGAGAGCGCGGGAGUGCUUGA
Molecule: messenger RNA, 900 nt
Organism: Guillardia theta CCMP2712
Lineage: Eukaryota; Cryptophyceae; Pyrenomonadales; Geminigeraceae
Exons: 2
Coding region: 1-900 (299 amino acids)
Source: RefSeq, a predicted model, not a curated record